GGGCCCGGCCCGCGGCGACGGCGACGGAGGGGCGGAGGGCUGCCCUGCCCGCAGUUGCCGAGCCGCGGCGGCCGAGGCGGGAUGGUGUAGCCGGGCCUGCGGGCGGGCGGCGGGGCGCGGGCGGGGGCGAGGUGGACGCCUCCUGACGGGCUCGGGGCCAGCGGCCGCACGCUGAGGGGGCGUCGCCGCCGCCGGCCCCCGGCGCCGCCGCGGGAGGCCGCGCCCGCCAUGGCGGCCCGGCGGGUGCUGGACGAGUUCACGGCGCCCGCCGAGAAGGCGGCGCUGCUGGAGCAGAGCCGCGGCCGCAUCGAGGACCUGUUCGGCGUGAGCCUGGCGGUGCUGGGCGCGCUCGGGGCCGAGGAGCCGCUGCCCGCGCGCAUCUGGCUGCAGCUCCGCGGGGAGCAGGAGGCGGUGCACAGCGCGAAGGAGUACAUCAAAGGGAUCUGCGAGCCCGAGCUGGAGGAGAGGGAGUGCUACCCCAAGGCCAUGCACUGCAUCUUCGUCGGGGCGCGGAGCCUGUUUCUGAGGAGCCUGAUCCAGGACACCUGCGCCGACCUCUGCGUGCUGGACACCGGCCUGCUGGGCAUCCGAGGCAGCGCGGAGGCUGUGGUCAUGGCCCGCAGCCACGUGCAGCAGUUCGUGAAGCUCUUCGAGGGCAACGAGACCCUGCCGGGCAGCCAGAGGGAGUCGGAGGUGAAGAGGGAGUUCAAGCAGUUUGUGGAGGCGCACGCGGACAGCUACACGAUGGACCUGCUGCUGCUGCCGCCCUCCCUGAAGAAGGAGCUGCUGACCCUCACGCAGGGGGAGGGCGGCCUCCUCGACGCGGGAGACGCCGCGGCCGCCCACGCGGCCCGGGACUCCGAGCAGGCGGAGCCCCAUGGAGUCCCCGAGGACGGGGCGGCCCUGCAGCGGGAGGCGAGGAAGACGGCCGGCUCCCCCGUCACCGAGCUCACGAAGCAAAUGGAUGACGUCUUGUCUGGGCCCCGGGACGCGCUCUUUGUCCCGAUCAACGGCCUGACCCCCGACGCGGAGGCGCUCUGCAGAGGCCGGGUGUGUCACAAGAGGCGGUCCUCCGACUCGGAAGAAAGGCACACGAAGAAGCAGUUUUCCCUGGAAAGCGCUCAAGAGGCAGAGCUCCUGCAGGACACCAAGGCCUCGGCGGGGAGUGCGGCCGUCGACCUGCCCGACCCGCCUGCCGACCCUGACCUUGUCGGGCCGGAGGGGAAGGACACUACUGAGGAAAUGGAGCACAACAUCCUGGUCAACUUCUUCAAGACCAUGGGCUAUUCCCAGGAGAUUGUCGAGAAGGUCAUUCGGGAGUAUGGGCCAGCCACCGAGCCGUUGCUGCUCCUGGAGGAAAUCGAGAAGGAAAAUAAAAGGUCCCAAGAAGACAGAGAGUUCCCGCCGGGCCCCGUGUCUCCGGAGACCAGCAGGGCCGGGGGCAGAGGCCUGUGCGGCAGCGGGAACGGGCCCACGGGGGACCCGGCCCCAAAGAAGACACAGGCCCACGCGCAGCAGAGUGCGGCGCACCGGUCUCCCCAGUCUCCGUUCAAGGUCGAGUCGAAGCCCUGCGCCUCGAACUGCAAGGUCAACGCUUUCAGAGCAGCACCCGGGGGGCCGAGACCAGACCCCUGGGGCUCGCACCCGAGCUACCCGGGGAGCGUGGACCUUGAAACGGACGGCCCUGCCCCCUCUGUCGCCCCUCCGAGCCCCAAAGAAGUCAGCUUUGUCUCGAGAGGGAUGUCGGGCCCUCAGCCCAGGGUUCCCGCGUUCCCCGAGAACGGCCUGCGGCAGCAGGGGGAGCCCUCGCUCCCAAACGCUCUGAAGUCCGCCUCCGAGGGCCGCCCCGGCGGCACUCCCCAGUCCAAGCCGAACUGUCAGGCCUUCUCCCCGCCGGCGCCGCGGCCCCCGCUGUCCCCCUCGGCCGCCGACCACAUGGACUGCUCGGUGACGGGCGUGCAGAGGUUUCGCGACACCCUGAGAGUGCCCUACAAGCUGGAGCUGAAGAACGAGCCGGGGAGGACCGACCUGAAGCACAUCGUCAUCGACGGCAGCAACGUCGCCAUCACCCACGGCCUGAAGAGGUUCUUCUCCUGCCGUGGCAUUGCCAUCGCUGUCGAGUACUUCUGGAAGCUGGGGAACAGGAACAUCACCGUGUUCGUGCCCCAGUGGAGGACCCGGCGCGACCCCAACGUCACAGAACAGCACUUCUUAACCCAGCUCCAGGAGCUCGGAAUAUUGUCUCUGACUCCCGCUCGGAUGGUCUUUGGAGAGAGAAUUGCCUCCCAUGACGACAGGUUUCUGCUGCACCUGGCGGACAAGACCGGGGGCAUCAUUGUAACGAACGACAACUUCAGAGAGUUCGUGACUGAGUCCAUCUCCUGGAGAGAAAUCAUCACGAAAAGGCUGCUGCAGUACACCUUCGUGGGGGACAUCUUCAUGGUCCCCGACGACCCCCUGGGCAGGAGUGGGCCCCGGCUGGAAGACUUCCUGCGGAAGGACGCGCCCCUCAGAGACACCCUGCUCGCCACCCUGCCGAGCGCGGGCGUGUGCGACCCCGGCUUCAGGGGCCCCGGCGUCCCGGCCGCCGGCACCGGCCACCAGCCCCCGGCGCGGGGUCAGGGUGCCCCGCCCGGCCACUGGCUCCCGCCGCAGCCCCGCUUCCCCCUCCUGCCCGGCCUCCCGCAGGGCCUGCCCCUGCCCGCGCAGCGGUCCCCCGCCGAGACCGGCGAGCUGCGCGAGGCCCUGCUCAAGAUCUUCCCGGGCUCGGAGCAGAGGCUGAAGAUCGACCAGAUCCUGGCGGCCCACCCGUACAUGAAAGACCUGAACGCGCUCUCGGCCAUGGUGCUGGACUGAGGGCCGGCGCGGGCGGCGCAAUGUGAACACCCACCUCCCGGUGGGACGCUGUCGUCUGUACCGGGGAAGACGGGGUCUGUGUAUGGAAACCUGGGUUCUCAAAGCCAGCUCUUUUCUAUAUAUAAAUUAUGCUGCUAUUACGGAUUUAACAUUUUCUGUAAAAGGAAAGUCUACAUUUUCUGCCUGUUCAGAACUGUUUAAUAGCAGUUACUCUUGAGUGUAUUGACAUUUUUAUGUUUUUUAAACUAUUUUCCUUAAAGCUGAAAAUAUUGACAAAUGGAUAUAAUUAGCCUUUCUAAAUAAAAAAAAAAAAAAGAAGAGCUGCUUUCUCAGGGAAAGCAGGACUUCUUACGGUAUA
Phyllostomus discolor (pale spear-nosed bat) is the source of this 3214-nucleotide messenger RNA. RefSeq names its product NEDD4 binding protein 1 (gene N4BP1). Gene Ontology annotation, cellular component: nucleus; PML body. Lineage: Eukaryota; Metazoa; Chordata; Mammalia; Chiroptera; Phyllostomidae. The record is from RefSeq and is a predicted model, not a curated record. The transcript is spliced from 7 exons. Gene Ontology annotation, molecular function: RNA binding. Bases 229 to 2856 code for a protein of 875 amino acids. Gene Ontology annotation, biological process: negative regulation of protein ubiquitination; negative regulation of proteasomal ubiquitin-dependent protein catabolic process.